AGGCAGAACUACAUUGUAGCAGCUCCCCGUUAUAACAUAUCCGAAAAUCCUUGAUAUUUCCCAGGGGCCGCCCAUUUGGUACGGCUGCUUAUUUUCUUAGAGCACAGUAGAAGUUAGAGUUAUACAACGUAUCUACGACGGCGACAUCGACCUUGUCCUUCGCUACUUAGAUGAUUAUACACACCUCGUCACAUCGAUAUCGAAUGUUGCCUCUGCGCCAUAAAAAGUGCGUGAGUUAGAAUUAGUUCUAGUUGAGUCAAAGAAACAAGUACUAUCGUACUAAAGUGACCGAUCGAAGAAGAUGCCGAUCAAAGGCGAGGACCGAUUUCGGGGCAUGUACGGCCGAAAGGUCGAGAACGAGCGGACCCGGCGCCGCGAUGCCAAUGUAGUCACGGGACCUAAAAACAGCCCGGCGGAACAGCUUGCGGGUUCGAAGAACUACACGAUGUACAUCCAACAGACCGCCAUGAUUGCCUCCGUCUGCUGGGGGCUGGCGGCCCUCCUUUCCCUUUUCGCGGCCAUUUCGACGUCCCUUCCCAAUGGAUUUUUCGACCACAUAGAGUGGAUCGCGGGGCCCGCAGAGGAGUUUGCGAAGGAUGUGGGCCGGAAGAACGGUGGGGUUUGGUUGUUCGUGCUGCUCUCCAUGCUGAGUCUGGGCGUCUGCCUGCUGUGGUGGCAGGUGGCGACGGCACGGUUGUACUUCCCCUGGCACCAUUUCAUCGUGAUUUUCCUCCACCACGCGGCCUUCUCGUGGAUCACGCUCUACUUUUACAACUUCUUCAUGUGGGUCUGCGUCGGCGGGUUCCUUAUUGCGCCGCUGGACGUGCUGCCGUUCAUUUUACUGCUCUUCAACGGCAGUGGCAACUUCGACAACCGUACCUGGUGGGGCGCCUGCGGGAAAAUGCCUGUGAGCUUACACAAGAACAGAGAACAGGGACAGGCAGGUGUGGGCAUCCCGAUUUUUUCUCCAAGCAGUAGUCCCGCCGGGCUGCAGCUGCAAAGUGGUGGCGGCCAACAUUUGACGGCCGAGGAACGGGUGGCGCGCGACUUGCAGAUGCUGCAGCAACAGAAGGGGCCUGUUCCGGGGGUGCACCAGCUUCAAGGGAGUCGUACCAGUGUGGGUCCACCUCGUGCUGGAAAGGAGUCCCGGUCGGCCGGGAGCCAGUCGAUGCCGUCCUCGGAAGCGCCGCGUAUGACCGGUAUUUUCAUUCCCGGCGGGGCAAUGACCCAGAGUGUGGGUAUGGAAAGCACCGCGACCGGGAGUGGCGGGGCGGCGGGUGUAUCCCAGGAUGAUAUGAUGUCGGGGCAAUACGCUUCUUCCGCGGCCACGGUAUUUUUUACUUGACGUUCUUUUCUCGUGUUUUUCUUUUCCUGUGUUGAGCAACCUGCAGGUGAGAGAAGUCAGUGUCGAGGCACUUCUGUGGAGGAGAAUGUGUAGUUGUAGGCUUUUAGUGUUAAAUCGAAUAGAAUUUGGAAAAUAAGCAAAGAAAUAUCGACUCAACAGCCCCUUCUCCGGGGAGGCAGCGGCAACGGUGCAACGGUGCGGCAAAGUAUGUUGGGAGGAAACAACGCGUGAAGGUGAAGAUUCUAGGAGUGUUGAAAUGCCAUGUCCUCCUUCAGCCUUGCUUAGGAUUUCUUCAGUCUCACCAGGCAUGUGUUUGCGUAGAUUUUAAGUUUUUAGGAUCUUUUUCUUUCUCUACGUACCCAGUCAAGUUGAUUUUCAUAGCAUGUUCUCAGUGUCAAAAGUGGAAGUUGUUUUUCUGCGGUCGAUUGUUUGCUUUCCCUUCCCUUCACAGAUUUUUUUUCAGCUUGUGGAAACAAAAAUCCGCAAAGGAAAAGUACGAAAGAUCGCUUACCGCAGUAUAUUACAAUAGUUUGUUUCUCUAUUACGCACCGCGAUGGAUGUGCUUUUGCUACCAAAAAAUUAUCUUUUUCUUUCCGUCACGGUGACGGUUUCAGCCGAACGCGCAUGGGUAACGAUAUCAUUUUCAGUGGGAAUUUCCAAGCGAAAAUCAGAGCAGUUUUUCCCUGAUUCUUGAUUUUUAGGUCUGUGGAGGUGCCGGCACGGGGAAAGUAUUGCCUCUGAGGUUAAAAGUGAAUCACUAGCACAUAGCUGUUGCAGUGCCUGUUGGGGUCUUGCUUUUUGUCGCGAUCGUAAACUUUUCGUGCUAUUUUCGUUUAGUUGUGAUGAAGCGGUGGCA
Molecule: messenger RNA, 2201 nt
Organism: Amoebophrya sp. A120
Lineage: Eukaryota; Dinophyceae; Syndiniales; Amoebophryaceae
Source: the annotation of a GenBank genome assembly